GCGUAUAUGAUUAUAUUUGUAAAAAAAUGCAAAUAAAAAUUACAACAAAAAAAUAAAAAAACACUGAAACUUUAUUUAUUCAAAAUAAAUACAAGAAUUUGUCUGAGAUAGGCGUACGCCGCCAAGUGAGUGGGCUUGUGAGUACAAUUUGUUAAUCUCAAUUGUUCAUAACAAAAACAACUUUUUUGAGUUACCGAGCUUGCUAUUCUCUCCUUGUACUCUCUAACCUCUAUAUUAUCUUAAUAUAUAUAGGCAAGGAUUCACUGAUAAUUUGACUUGAUCCAAAAAUCCCCGUUCCAGUGAAAAAACUAUAGCUGUCUACGGAAUGCCACUGCUAAAGAAUAUUCAAAUACCUAUCAAUGCACAGGUUGUAAAGAAGACCUUAGAACUCCACAACAACACCUUAAAUCUUAUAACAACAGAAUACAGUCGUACCACAAAAUUACUUAGGAGCAGUGUGGAUUAUAGACAGAUGAAAAAACUGUUUACUUUCCCCCUUCAUAGGUGAAUUUUAUAUAGAAUAAAAAUGUAUAAACAGAACUUUAUCUUGAUUUUGACCGUUCAGCUUAUAUGGCAACUAUAUGCUAUAGUGGACCAAUACGGGCAGUUCCGACAAAGGAGAUAAAUAUCUCAAAACCGAGGGACUAGUUCUUGUAUAUACAGACAGACGGACUUGUUUAAAUCGACUCAGAUCAUCAUGCUGAUCAUUUACAUAGACCAUAUAUUUUAUAUGGCCUAUGACGUUUCCUUCUGGAAAACUUUAUGGCAAACUAAAUUUACCCUUUUCAGGGAAUAAAAAUAUAUGUAUAUUCAUAAACAGAAUAUAAAAUUAGUUACGGAACGAAAAGUUUUGUUUUUUAGAACUGAAAGACUUUUACGAAAAUAUAAAAGAAUAAAUAUCUGAUUAUUAAAAUUGUAAGUACCGCCUUAUUUUGCUUAGUUUAGAUAAUAUUAUUACAGGUAACCAUUGUAAUUGCCGUAACGUCCUUUAUGAAACUCGGUACUAACUUAAUUCUUAGAAAAUAGUUUUUGUAAUGACCUGAAGUUUGUUAUCAGGUAGUUAAGGCUCGCAUCCAAAAUCAAAAUCAGGUCAACGACGGAGCAAUCUUUAAACAAUUGUGAAAAAUGUAUAAAAACUUGUACAAGUUUAUCAUUUCAAACAUUCAGAAAAUAAUAUUUGAAACUGUUACAUGUCAAGUAUAAUAUAUUCCACUAGAGCUAAACAUAUUUUCUGCUUCUUAUUCACUGCUUGAGUAUUCACAAUAUAUGAACCGCAGCCAACUUUUCAACAAACGCGAAUAGGGUUUUUUAUAUUUUUUCACACGGACUCAUAUUUGUUUCUUUUCCAACAAUUUGGGAAAUCGAAAUUUAUAAAACGCUGUUAAUUGACCAAGAGAAAAAGUUUUACACAGAAGGAAUAGCAUGGAUCUUAGUUUGGAUGAAAUAAUUAAAACCAAAAAAAUUGGUCUACCAUCAGUUGUGAAGAAAUUCAAUAAUACGGAAAAUCCUCGAAAAGGAUUGGCUUUGCGAAAAACGUUGAAUAAGCCUGCAUUCAAGCAGAGUGUAGUGACUGAUGCCCGAAAUAAAAUUAUACAGAAGAAUCGUGAAAAAAUACGGGAUGCGCGUGAUAAAUUGUCAGAAUUAACACGAGCUAGCGGUGAUGUACGCCAAAGAUUAUUGGCAAAAAAGUUAUCUGCUGGAGUUGGACUGAAAACACGAGGCGCAACAAAAAAGUUGUAUACAGCAGCGUAUCGAAAUGGUGUACUGAAAGCUAGACCAGGACUGAAAAGUACUCAACCAUAUAUAAGACAGCCUGCGCAUGUAUCAGCUCGAUUGCCAGAUUUAAUAAAUGUACCGCGCGGUUAUGUAGACUACGAUGAUAUGGAACGCAUGGAAGAAGAGGAAAUAGCUGCCGCCACAAGACUUAGCCGCACGGUCACAAAUGAUUUUGCCACAUUUGGCCAACGUGACGUUUCGCCAACACCGCCAAUAAGGCGCAUGAAUUCAUGGGUAGCAACAACUGAAGCUUUUGAUCCUUUUGAUGUUUAUAAACCUCGUGAGCGUCGCAUGUCACCAGACCUACCACCACCUCCACCCAAAGGCAUAUUAAGGCCCAGCACCCGACAAUUAAGUCCCGAUAUUUAUAAACGCCGCUAUGUGCCAGAGGCAUCAUCACAUCUCUCAUAUGAAAUGCGUUCCCGUUUGGAACGUGCUCCUGAUCCACAUGCAUCUAUGGGCAUCUUCUCUAACCCACUUAAAUCGUCAUCAUCAUCCUCCGGUUAUCGCAUUGUUGUUAGUAAUUUGCACAGCAGCGUAACUCAGUCAGAUAUUCAAGAAUUGUUCGAGGAUAUCGGUCCUUUAUAUGAUUCACGUUUGGUGCGUCCCGGCGUUGCAGAAGUGAUAUACAAAUCUCUUACGGAUGCAGAAAAAGCUGUGGAUACUUACCACAACCGACAAUUAGAUGGUCAACCUAUGAAAUGUCUUCUAGUGAACCCCCGCGCUUCAAACAAGCCCACCGCUCCAGCAAUUCCUACAAGUUCAAGUUCGCGCAGUUUUUCUGGGAAAACACCUUUGGAAAUUGACAUAGACGCUUUGCAUAAGGUGCUUUUCCGGCGCCAUUAACGCUAAGAUUUAAAAAUAUUAAUUUUCAGUAAAGUGGCAGACACGAAGCGUAUUUAUAACCAGCUUAUUAAGAAGAUAGCAAGCAGAACCUACAUGUCAAUAAAUACAUGUUAUUAAUGUAUCUUAAAUAAAUAUCAGUGUUCACAUAUGUAACACAUAAGGAAAUAUUUAAUACUGUAGACUUAUGCUUCUGCCGCUAGAAUUUCUGACGUACCAUUAUGAAUAAAUUCAAUGACGUACAACUUCAAAA
Bactrocera oleae (olive fruit fly) is the source of this 2872-nucleotide messenger RNA. Its product is annotated as polymerase delta-interacting protein 3. Gene Ontology annotation, biological process: poly(A)+ mRNA export from nucleus. The record is from RefSeq and is a predicted model, not a curated record. NCBI's taxonomy places the organism in Eukaryota, Metazoa, Arthropoda, Insecta, Diptera, Tephritidae. Gene Ontology annotation, cellular component: nucleus; nuclear speck. Gene Ontology annotation, molecular function: mRNA binding.